CGUCGGCAGAAUUCCAUAUUUUCGUUGCGGUUGUAUCCACGCGGCGUCGGAGUCGUCGGAUCAUCGUUGGAGACGCGGGAGCGUCCUUUCGUCUCAUACCGCGUGGUGCUUUGUGAAUUUGUGCUAACUUUAAUUUUACCAGUAAUUGACCAGCUAGGAUACAAUGGCAGAUAACGAUGAUCUUUUGGAUUAUGAGGAUGAAGAGCAGACUGAGCAGGUAGUCGACGGAAGCGGAGAUAUUCCUGCUAAGAAGGAAGUCAAGGGCACAUAUGUGUCUAUCCACAGCAGUGGAUUCAGAGAUUUCCUUCUCAAGCCAGAAAUUCUACGCGCUAUUGUCGACUGUGGCUUUGAACAUCCAUCUGAAGUACAACAUGAAUGUAUUCCUCAAGCUGUUCUUGGCAUGGAUAUCUUGUGUCAGGCAAAAUCGGGUAUGGGUAAAACAGCAGUUUUUGUAUUAGCUACUCUUCAACAACUUGAAUGGACGGAGAACCAAGUCUAUGUCCUAGUGAUGUGUCAUACUCGAGAAUUGGCUUUUCAAAUCAGUAAGGAAUACGAGAGGUUUAGCAAGUACAUGCAACACGUAAAGGUUGGUGUGUUCUUCGGAGGUUUACCUAUCCAGAAAGACGAAGAGGUCCUGAAAACUGUGUGUCCUCAUAUUGUUGUCGGCACUCCCGGUCGUAUCCUCGCUCUUGUACGAAACAAAAAACUGAAUCUGAAACAUUUGAAACAUUUUAUACUUGAUGAAUGCGAUAAGAUGCUUGAGUUAUUAGAUAUGCGCCGGGAUGUGCAGGAAAUAUUCAGAAGCACACCGCACAGCAAACAAGUCAUGAUGUUUAGUGCCACGCUGUCCAAGGAUAUACGUCCUGUCUGCAAAAAGUUCAUGCAAGAUCCCAUGGAGGUCUAUGUCGAUGACGAGGCGAAGCUCACUUUGAACGGUCUCCAGCAGCAUUAUGUUAAAUUGAAGGAGAAUGAGAAGAACAAGAAGUUAUUUGAACUACUUGAUGUUCUUGAGUUUAACCAGGUUGUGAUAUUUGUGAAGUCUGUACAAAGAUGUAUGGCUUUAGCCCAACUCCUGACGGAGCAAAAUUUUCCUGCGAUUGGGAUUCACCGGGGUAUGACGCAAGAAGAGCGAUUAUCUCGAUAUCAGCAAUUCAAAGAUUUCCAAAAGCGUAUAUUGGUGGCGACAAACCUGUUCGGACGCGGCAUGGAUAUAGAACGGGUGAACAUUGUAUUCAACUAUGAUAUGCCAGAGGAUUCUGACACAUACCUGCACAGAGUAGCACGCGCUGGUCGUUUUGGUACAAAGGGUCUUGCCAUUACAUUAGUGAGCGAUGAAAGUGACGCCAAGAUAUUGAAUGAUGUUCAAGAGAGGUUUGACGUAAAUAUUACAGAAUUACCGGACGAAAUCGAUCUCGCUUCAUACAUUGAAGGACGAUGAAUUAAAAUGCACUAAGUCACAAUAUAAUAUUUUUUAAGUAACUUCUUAUUCCACCUAAUAUUAAAAUAAAGAUGGGCACCAAAUAAAUAAGUAUGCAAAAGAAAUGUAAGAAAUGCAUUCACUAUAAGAAACGUGUUUUGUAUAAUUUAUCAGUUAUUUUCAACGAUAUUAAACAAUAAAUAUGACGUAUCGUGUUAUAACGAGCUAGACGACUAAUAAACUGCUAUUGAUAAAAAUGUACAUUAUAUUAUUCCGUUAGAAAAUAAGUGUUAUGUAAAGUAGAUCUUGAACAAACUCAAAAUCCUGUAAGAAUGUGGCGACCAAAAUAAAAACAUCUUUUUAUGAA
Solenopsis invicta (red fire ant) is the source of this 1784-nucleotide messenger RNA. It is a transcript of the gene Hel25E, whose product is annotated as ATP-dependent RNA helicase WM6. Gene Ontology annotation, biological process: mRNA splicing, via spliceosome; mRNA export from nucleus. The transcript is spliced from 11 exons. Gene Ontology annotation, molecular function: RNA helicase activity; ATP binding; RNA binding. The record is from RefSeq and is a predicted model, not a curated record. The coding region runs from base 164 to 1438 and encodes 424 amino acids. Lineage: Eukaryota; Metazoa; Arthropoda; Insecta; Hymenoptera; Formicidae.